AUGUCUGAAGCUCCACAGAUCAGUGUUGUUGAUGCUUUCAAAGCUAGACACUCAAUCCGUAACUAUAACGGAAAGUUUGAAGAAUCUCAUAUGGCUACUGUUCGUGCAAUUGUUGAAGAGGCCAACAAAUUAACGGCUCCAUUUGGAACAAACGGUGAAAUUGCCAUUACUGAGCCAGGAAUCAGCAAGUAUGGCCUCGUUACAGGUGAAGGUGGCUGGAUCGUUCUUAAGAUUCCAGAAACUGUCGAUCUUAAGUCACCAGAAUUCCAGAAUUACAUGCUUGAUACAGCAUUUAAAGGAUGCUAUGCUGUUAUGAAAAUGACCCAAAACGGCAUUGCAACAAACUGGGUUGCAGGAACUUAUGAUACAAAGCUUGUUGCAUCAAGAUUCCCAGGAUCUAAGGUUAUUUGCACUAUUGCUUUCGGUAUUGACUCAGAGAAAAAGAGAUUUACUGAUUACGUUGCAAAAUGGUUCACAAAGGGAGAUAGACUUGCUUACAACGUUCUUUUCUAUGAUGAAGUUGCUAAAAAGAUGAUUGAAAAGCAACCAGAAGGUAAAUUAGGUGAAAUAUUGGAAUGUGUAAGAUGGCUUCCUUCUGCUUAUAACAAGCAGCCCUGGAGAUUGUCUUUCAAUGAACCAGAAAAUAAAUUCAAGAUUUUUGACUCCCAAAAUCUUGAACAAUACACACCUCUCGAUAUCGGCAUCAUGAUUGGUGGCUUUUACUUUUAUUCCGAAGGUAAAUGCCAGAUUGAUGUUAGUAAGUCAGAGGAGACUUUCCCAAAGGGAGGAAAGUAUGUUUGCUCAAUUAAGUUAUAA
Molecule: messenger RNA, 816 nt
Organism: Trichomonas vaginalis G3
Lineage: Eukaryota; Parabasalia; Trichomonadida; Trichomonadidae
Product: putative TM nitroreductase family
Exons: 1
Coding region: 1-816 (271 amino acids)
Molecular function (GO): oxidoreductase activity
Source: RefSeq, a predicted model, not a curated record